This is a messenger RNA of Misgurnus anguillicaudatus (oriental weatherfish), 1570 nucleotides long. The record is from RefSeq and is a predicted model, not a curated record. NCBI's taxonomy places the organism in Eukaryota, Metazoa, Chordata, Actinopteri, Cypriniformes, Cobitidae.
CAUCCAAAAUGUUGAUGUCUUUGUUCAGUCGAGAAGAAAUUAUGUUUUUUGAGGAAAACAUUCCAGGAUUUUUCUCAUUUUACUAGACUUUAAUGGACCCCAACACGUAACAGUUUUAAUGCAGUUUAAAAUUGCCGUUUCAAAGGACUCUAAACGAUCCCAAACGAGGCAUAAGGGUCUUAUCUAGCGAAACGAUUGUCAUUGUUGACAAGAAAAUUAAAAAACAUGCACUUUUAAACCACAACUUCUCGUCCAUCUCCGGUCAUGUGACACGCCAGCGCGACCUCACGCAAUACGUCAUCACGUCAAGAGGUCACGGAGGACCUACGCGAAACUACGCCCCAGUGUUUACAAGUGUGGAGAAAGAGGACCGUUCUGACGUUGUUGUAUGUGGAAUGAUACCAAUUAAUGUCUUUGUGUCAGUUUAUUGUUUAUAAUGGUCAGCAAAUGUGCAUUUCAUGUAACACGUGACCUUUCCACUGCAUUACGCAAUUACGUGAGGUCGCGCUGGCGCGUCAGAGGACCGGAGAUAGACGAGAAUGAGAAAAAUCCUGGAAUGUUUUCUUCAAAAAACAUAAUUUCUUCUUGACUGAACAAAGAAAGACAUCAACAUUUUGGAUGACGGUGAAAUUAUCUUUCCUCAAAGAAUCUUCAAAAGGACAAUUGCUGAGUUCGGUGGACCUUUGACCCAGCUUGCAGGAGUCAUGAAGCCCCGCAGACCUAGCUGUGGAGAUUCAGGGUCGGAGUCUGACUCCAGAGAACCUGAAAAGUUUGAGAACGCGGUGCGGCGAAGGAUGGCGGCCAAUGCUCGCGAGAGAAAGAGGAUGGAGGGCUUGAACACUGCAUUUGAUCGGCUCCGUAAAGUGGUUCCACAAUGGGGUCAGGACAAGAAACUCUCUAAAUAUGAAACUCUACAAAUGGCCCUGAGCUACAUUAUGGCCCUCGAUCGGAUCUUGACUGACGGCAGUAGACACGCUGCUCCUCCGAAAGAUUGGCUUAAUAUGCAGUUCAACAGCCUGCAGCCAGAGACCUAUUCUUGCUAUAUGCAAUAUAACUCUCCUACUGAAAAUGACUGCAUGCACACCACAUUCUCCUAUCACUACGAAACUCUCUAAGCUUCAUCUUAUUCAAUGGUGUGUUAACUUGUAUCAGUCUUUUCACAGAUACAACCGUUGGUAAAUACGUAUGUAUUAUUAUGUAAUAUAUUAUUUUGAUUGUUAAGAGUUUAAAGCGUUUAAUAGUCUACGCAUAAUACUUCUAGACAUAUUUGCUUUAAUUGUUGCUAAAAAGAUGUUUUUUUAAACAAUCUUCCAUUAUGCAGCUAUCAUUGAUGGCUUGAUGUGUUACUUUAUGUGUUUUAUGUUACUCUCUAGAUCAGAUUUUAUUUAUUUUUGUAUUAAGUCUUUGGAGAAAAAAGUGUUAUGUCAUCUUUGGCCAAAACGGCAUCCAAAAUAGCUGUUUUUGCCUAUAGUUUCUUAUGUGGAAUAAAAGCCAAAAUAAUAGUAAUUAAGUUUUAAUAAUAACAAACAUGAUCAAUAAUGUUUUGUAUUUUGUACACAAUGCUUUUAAU